Porites lobata is the source of this 477-nucleotide messenger RNA. Lineage: Eukaryota; Metazoa; Cnidaria; Anthozoa; Scleractinia; Poritidae. The record is from the annotation of a GenBank genome assembly.
AUGGAAAAAGGCGGACUAAAGGUUAUGCUCAUAGCAUCAUGGUCCAUUCCGAUUCUUACUUCCGUUUUACCCAACAUCAUCAAGAUUCCGACAGGUUCCACACCCGUCUUUUAUUUUAUCAGAAUUGGAAUCUUUGUCUUUAGCGGUUUAAGUAUUUUCUUUUUUCACUUUCUGAUUGUGGUAGCUCUGCUCUACUACAGGAAGAAAACAAAGCAGCUAAGAGCUCGAACAGUUUCAGUCCGGGUCACUUGCACACUGGCUAUCGCAACAGGCGUCUUCAUCGUUUGUUGGGUUCCAAUAAGUACUCUGCUUUCCGUUGGAAAGCCCCCGCCCUUGCCGCAGAGAAGCCCUCUAUACUUUUGGUUCGAAACUCUGGCUCUGUCAAACUCAGCCAUGAACUUUGUGAUUUACUCUGCUAGAAUAGGGGACUUCAAAGAUGCAUAUGUUGGUAUCUUUCGCAAGAUGUUCUGCCUGUAG